Molecule: messenger RNA, 1547 nt
Organism: Phlebotomus papatasi
Lineage: Eukaryota; Metazoa; Arthropoda; Insecta; Diptera; Psychodidae
Gene: DEF8
Product: differentially expressed in FDCP 8 homolog
Exons: 4
Coding region: 102-1484 (460 amino acids)
Source: RefSeq, a predicted model, not a curated record
CAUCCCAAAAUACUUCUGUCAGUCAGUGUUUGCAAAAAUUCACGAUAACAAAGAGAAAUCGCCCUAAAAUUCCAAUUAAAUGAAUUAGUGGAAUUCCAGUGAUGAUGGAGUCAGUUCAGGGAAGGAUAAUAGCUUCCGCUGGGCGGGAAAUUACAGACAAUCAUCCCGUGGCAGCUAGUCUAUCGAGCUCAUCUACUCACUCAGACGAAAUCUCAACGUCUUCUGAGAUCUCCCAGGCCAUCCCACACGGUCUAAUCCGGGAACAGUGGCAAUUGGUGUUGGGUCAGGAGGCUUCGAUGAUGGAUCUGCAGAAUGCCAUUGAGCUCUGUCGAAAAUUGGUGCUGGAAUAUGAAGAAGGGAGUUCAGAGAGGAAAUGGAUUGUGCGUCAUCUGGUCGAGCUGAGAUUUCGUCUCAGAGAGAUUCAGGAUGUGGCUGAAGAUCCUGAGGGUGUGGCACCACCAGCUGCCCGAGUCAUUUUGGGUCAUCAUUUUGUCACCAGACAGAUUCUCAAUGUAACCACGAAGCAGUACUGUGAUCACUGUACUGGGAUUAUUUGGAGUGUUGUCCAGGCAUCCUACAUAUGUUCCGAUUGCUCCUUUUGUGUCCAUCACAAGUGCCUGAAUAGUGUUCUGAGAGUGUGUGCUCAUGUGGUGGCCACUGAGAGGAAGAUUCCCAUCGAAGACAUCUGUCCGGAAGUGGGAUUGGCAGAGCAGAAGUACAAAUGUGCCGAGUGUAGCAUCCCUCUCACCUUCAACAGGCAUACGAGUUUUUUGCUGAUGAACGAGCCCUUUGUUGCAUGCUUCAGGGCAAAGCCCACACGGCUCGAAGAAUUGCCAUGGACAGAGGCACGCCUCUGUGACUAUUCUGGACUGCAUUACUGCCCAACAUGCCAUUGGAACAAUACCAGUCCAAUUCCAGCUCGAAUUGUCCACAACUGGGAUUUUAUACCGAGAAAAGUUGGUAGGGCAUCCCUCCAGGAACUGAUCCUACUGCAUGACAAGCCUGUAAUUGACCUGGAGGAGCACAAUCCCAAAUUGUUUGCAUUUGUGCAGAAAUUGGCGCAUGUAAAAAAGAUCCGGGUGGAUCUGUAUCAUAUGAAGAAGUAUCUCACGGAAUGUCGAUUGGCAGCGGCUGAGAAGAUCUUAGACAAUAUAUCCGGCUCUAGAAGGUAUCUUCUUCAGACGCCGGAAAUGUACAGUGUAGCAGAUCUCGUGGCUGUUGAAUCUGGAGCUCUGCAUGAGUUCCUCAACAAAAUCUACGACGCAUUCGAGCGUCAUAUCCGUCAGUGCCAGAUUUGUUCAGGAAAAGGUUACCUUUGUGAGGUGUGUGGCAAUAAUGAAGUAAUAUUCCCAUUCGACGAUUGCUCAAUUCCCUGCCGGAAGUGCAAUUCAAUAUUUCAUCGUGUGUGCUGGCUGCGAAAGAACCAAACCUGCAUCAAGUGCAUCCGGCUCGAGAUGAGACGAUCACGAGAAGAUACAAGCUAACGAGAAGAGUAAAAAUAAUAUUUUUCUAAUAAAAUUCCACGAUUGACCGUUUUUUCUUUUGAA